ACCGAAGUUUCGUCUUUAUAGGAGUAUUAAUUUGUGGUUAAAAAUCCAAGGUAUGGUGUUCGAGAAAAUGAAAGUGAAUGAAAGGUUAGCUUGUGCGACAAAUGCUUGAACGAACGAAACUUUUACCUUUGUUUGAACUGUGCGAUUAAACAUGAGUAUCACAAAGGAAAAUUCUACAGCCCCGACCAAAAAUACAACCACAGGAAAUGCGAAGUCAUACGGGAAGAUUGUAUUAACGUUACAGAAUUGUCUUUUACCCGAGGACAAGCUGAAUACAACGCCGUCACAUUUAGAUGGAUUAGACGCGGAAACUGAAACAGAUUUACGAAUAUUAGGAUGUGAACUGAUACAGACAGCUGGUAUUUUGCUGAAGUUGCCGCAGGUUGCAAUGGCCACAGGACAAGUAAUAUUUCAACGAUUUUAUUACAGUAAAUCGUUAGUUAGACAUAAUAUGGAAACAACUGCAAUGGGUUGUGUUUGUUUAGCUAGUAAAAUUGAAGAGGCACCAAGGCGCAUCAGGGAUGUCAUUAAUGUUUUCAAUCAUAUAAAGCAAGUCUCCAGUCAAAAGCCAAUACAACCAGUGAUACUCGAUCAAAAUUAUGUAGCACUAAAGAACCAAGUAAUUAAAUCUGAAAGGAGGGUUCUGAAGGAAUUAGGUUUCUGUGUUCAUGUAAAACAUCCUCAUAAAAUUAUUGUUAUGUACUUGCAAGUAUUAGGUUAUGAAAAGAAUAGAGCUCUGAUGCAACAAUGUUGGAAUUAUAUGAAUGAUUCGUUAAGGUCAGACGUAUUUUUAAGACACCAACCAGAAACAGUCGCCUGUGCAUGCGUCUAUUUAGGAGCUAGACAGCUUCAACUUCCAUUACCUACUUCGCCUGCCUGGUUUUCCCUCUUUAAAGUUAACGAAUCUGCAAUUAGAGAUGUCUGUCGUCGUAUAUUACGACUUUAUUUCCGACCUCGCGUAAAACCAGAACAGUUAGAAAAACGUGUAGAAGAGCUUCGUCGUCAGUACGAGGAAGCAAGAACCAAAGCAAGGGGAGGAGAUGUUGACAGUCAUACACCAAGUCCGCCACUGCCUAAACAUCAUAAUGCGUGGGGGGGGUUUAUCAGCCGUAGCGGUACACACGCAGCACCCGAAAGAACAAAAUCGCCAAGGCGUUCAAAAUCUCCAAGUACUUCACCAUCUAGGGGUGAAGGAACAAAGCAUUCCAAGAGAAAGAAACAUAGUAGAAGCAGAUCACGUAGUCACAGUCAUGGACGAUCUCGAAAACCGAAAAAAGCACAACGACGGCGAUCCGGCAGUCAUAAAUCAUCGCGCAGUCGUUACAGAUCGCGCAGUCGAUCUCGGGAUAGAGAUACGGAAAAAUCAAGUAAACAUCGCAGUAAACACAGACGACAUUGAAUAACUCUAUGUAUAAAAAUUGUUUCAUAUUACAACAGAGAAAUACUGCAAUUGCAUUAACAGUUGUAUUAAAUUUUGUAAUAUAAUACGAGGCCUUUUUCACCUCUGUUAAUUAAAUGCAACUUAAAUAGGACAAUUCAUUUCUACUGUAUGGUACAUAUCUUUGAGUUAAUUUAAAAAUGAUAAAUAUAGGUUUGAAAUUAAUUAUUUGUAAGAGUUUUAACUCAAAGUACCUCGAUAAAAAAAAAAAUGGUACAUUCUCAGAAAGAUAUUACAAGUAACAUUACUUAAAAGGGCAACUUGAAAAAUAAAGUUUUAUAUUCAUG
Molecule: messenger RNA, 1725 nt
Organism: Hylaeus volcanicus
Lineage: Eukaryota; Metazoa; Arthropoda; Insecta; Hymenoptera; Colletidae
Product: cyclin-L1
Exons: 4
Coding region: 152-1399 (415 amino acids)
Biological process (GO): regulation of transcription by RNA polymerase II
Cellular component (GO): nucleus
Molecular function (GO): cyclin-dependent protein serine/threonine kinase regulator activity
Source: RefSeq, a predicted model, not a curated record